Selaginella moellendorffii is the source of this 2199-nucleotide messenger RNA. Its product is annotated as mitotic checkpoint serine/threonine-protein kinase BUB1. The record is from RefSeq and is a predicted model, not a curated record. Bases 23 to 2176 code for a protein of 717 amino acids. Lineage: Eukaryota; Viridiplantae; Streptophyta; Lycopodiopsida; Selaginellales; Selaginellaceae. Gene Ontology annotation, molecular function: ATP binding; protein kinase activity. The transcript has 14 exons. Gene Ontology annotation, biological process: mitotic spindle assembly checkpoint signaling; meiotic sister chromatid cohesion, centromeric; protein phosphorylation.
AAGCUCCCCGAAUUGGUCGUUGAUGAGGUCACACGCCAGGUUGCGAGCAGCCAUCACACUCAAGAACCCUAGCUUUCAAAUUCUCGCUAGGGUUCUUGUGCUCCCGCCCAUGGCAUUGGCGCAGCACAAGGGUAAGGAGAAUCUCCCGCCCAAUCUCCAGGACUUGCUCAAGAGCAACGGAUCCAGCGAUGCCAUCCAGUCCCAGCGCAGGUACUUUCUUGACGCCAUUCAGAGCUACGCCGGCAGCGAUCCGCUCAAGCCAUGGGUUGCAUGUGUCAAGUGGGCCAAAGGCAUCAUCACCUCCUCCUCCGCCCCGGGAGUCCGGGCAGAACUCUGUCCAUUGCUCGAGUUUUGCACCAAAGCUUUUCUGGACGAUCCCCGAUACCGGGAGGACCUGAGGUACCUGCGCAUCUGGUUGCGCUACGCAGACUGCUGCGCGGAUCCACUUCACAUCUUUGAGCUCUUAGAGGCGAAGCGUAUUGGCCAGACUCAUUCUCUCUUUUACGAAGCUUACGCGAUGAUCCUCGAGCUACGAGGAGACAUAACCAAGGCAAACCAGAUUUAUGAGCUCGGUAUCUCGAGACACGCUCAACCGGUGGAGCAACUGGAGAAAAUGCACGCGAGCUUUUUGAAGCGCAAGUUCAAGACGAGCAGGCCUUCCGAAGUGAAAGGAAGCUUUGUAGCCGCUGUUAAUCCCAUGUCCAAUAUUGCACGGCCUCAUGGAGAUGAGACAAUCGCUAUCAAAAAGUACGCGGAGGAGGCUAUCGUUCUGGGAGUUGAUCCAGAGGCAGCAAACGCGGAGACUCACAUUGGUCUGGUUGAGCCGACAAUCAACACCAGAGAAGCUCUUGUCAACGUUCUUUCCUUGUUCAACCAGCCCUUGCCAUUGGAUCAAGUGAAGCAGCCUAAAGCACCUUCAUGUCAACGACGUGAGCUACCAGGAGCAAUGGAGCUAAAUGUCUUUGUAGAUGAAGCUCCUUUGGAACAGGCAAAGAAGCCACAGGGACAGGACAAACCAAGCCUGGGAGCCGGAAAGAUGGACUUCAAUAUAUUCGUUGACGAUGCUUUCUGCGACGACCGGCGAGACCGCAAGAUCGAAUUCGUAGAUCCUUGGGACGAGACCCUGGUUGCGGACUUGCUGAAGAAACUGGCGCCACCCUUGCAAACUUGCAAGGGAUUCCAUUGCAGCAGCAAAAAAUAUAGCGGAGGCGUCUCAUUGUCAUCUCUCAAAGCGAACGCACGCAAUAAGACUGUCGAACUAGGAAACUCGACUUAUUUCCUAAAAGGAUGUACAGGACAAGGUGCUUUUGCUCAAGUUUACCAGGCCCACGAAAACAGCAACAAUGAAUCACCAGUUGUACUGAAGAUCCAAAAGCCGCCGUGUCCGUGGGAGUUCUACAUAUAUUAUCAGCUGGACAAGAGGAUCCCAGUUGAAGAGAGAGACAGCUUUGGCAGUGCCCGGAAAAUGUAUGUAUUUUCCGAUUGCAGCAUCUUGGUUGCUGGCUAUGGCCAGCAUGGAACCUUACAGGACGUUGUGAACGCGUAUCUAGCGCAUUCGCUGAAAAUGGACGAGCUCCUCUGCAUGUAUUACACGAUCGAGAUGCUGCGCAUGCUUGAGGUGUUGCACGGAGUUGGCAUCAUUCACGCUGAUUUUAAGCCCGACAAUCUACUUAUUCGAAACGAAAGUGACAACUGGGAAAACUGGGCGCCGAACAGGCCCGGUUGUUGGAAGGGUCAGGGACUAUGUUUAAUCGACUGGGGAAGAAGCAUAGAUAUGAGACUCUUUCCAGAAGGGACCGAGUUUCUUGCAGACAGCAAAACAUCGGCCUUUAGAUGCAUUGAGAUGAUGGAAGAAAGGCCAUGGACUUAUCAGGUUGACGGCUACGGUUUAUGCUGUAUAGUGCACUGUAUGCUCCAUGGAAGCUACAUGGAGCUCGAAGAGGAGAGAAGCCCGGACGGUGGUCGCGUCCAUAAGCCCAAAGCAUCGCUUAAACGGUACUGGAACACGAAUGUGUGGGACAAGUUUUUCAAGACGCUCUUGAAUGCCUCGCCGCCACUGCCGCUAUCCUCGCUGCGGGAAAUGCUGGAACAAACCAUCGUCUCCAAUGCGGCACACCCAAGGCGGCUAAAGGAGCUCCUUAUAAAGCAGACGGUCAUGAUGUACCCCCGGCGGUAGAGCAGUCCAUCUAGGGUUGAUGC